This is a messenger RNA of Monoraphidium neglectum, 1626 nucleotides long. Its product is annotated as putative E3 ubiquitin-protein ligase ARI2. Gene Ontology annotation, biological process: positive regulation of proteasomal ubiquitin-dependent protein catabolic process; protein polyubiquitination; ubiquitin-dependent protein catabolic process. Gene Ontology annotation, molecular function: zinc ion binding; ubiquitin conjugating enzyme binding; ubiquitin protein ligase activity. The transcript is spliced from 11 exons. Lineage: Eukaryota; Viridiplantae; Chlorophyta; Chlorophyceae; Sphaeropleales; Selenastraceae. The coding region runs from base 1 to 1626 and encodes 541 amino acids. The record is from RefSeq and is a predicted model, not a curated record. Gene Ontology annotation, cellular component: cytoplasm; ubiquitin ligase complex.
AUGAGCGUCCGUAGUCUGUGCAUGCGCGAUGCGCACGAGGAUGAGGACAGCCAUGCGGGCAGCGGCAGCGAAAAGGACAUCAUGAGCGGCAGCGAGGUGCAGGAGGAGGACCAGCAGCAGAGCGACGACGACGGCGGCGGCAGCGGCAGCUGCGGAUUGGACAGCGGGGAUGAGGAUGAGGGCGACACCGGUGGCGGUAGCAGCGACGAGGGCGCCGACCUGGGCGCGCUGGACGAAGGGACUGCCGGCGGCAGUGGCAGCAAGAGCUCCCUCGGCUACCGCGUGAUCACCGCGGGCAGCAUAAAGCGCCUGCAGCAGGGAGCCAUAGACGAGGUCUGCGCUAUCUGGGGCUGUGGCGGCAGCAUCGCCAAGGCCCUCCUAAUGUCCUACAUGUGGGACAAGGAGCGCCUCAUGAGUGACCUCGGUGACAAGGGGCAAGAGCGCGUCUUCAAGGCGGCGGGGCUUGCCGUGGGGCUAAGCGCUGCUGCAGCCAGUACAUCCACUGCUGCUGUCACGCAGACGGGCGGUGUGAUGACGUGCACAGUGUGCAUGAGUGCACACCCCGCAGCACAGUGUGCCAGCAACAGCUGCGGACACGCCUUCUGCUGCGACUGCUGGCAGGGGCACUUGGCGGUGCAAAUCAGCGAGGGCAAGGCGCGGCACGUGGUCUGCAUGAGCUACAAAUGUGGGGUGGUGUGUGAUGAGGAGCUGGUGGACAGGGUCAUACAGGAUGAGCCGCAACUACUGGCCAAAUACCGCCAGAGCCACUUGGAGUCUUACCUAGAGGACAACCCGCGUGUCGCAUUCUGCCCCAGUACGCCCUGGUGUGGCAACGCCAUACAGGUGGAGAGCGACCCCUAUGUGGAGCCGGAGUGCCCUUGCGGCGUCUCGUUUUGCUUCAAAUGCCGCAAGGAGCCCCACUCCCCCUGCACCUGCAAGAUGUGGGAGAUGUGGGAGGAGAAGGUCAGCGGAGACAGUGAAACGCGCAACUGGCUGCAGGCCAACACCAAGCCCUGCCCUAAGUGCUCCAAGCCAGUGGAGAAGAACGGCGGCUGCAACCUCGUGGUCUGCAAAUGUGGCCAGGACGAAAUGGACGCACGCAUGACCGAGGCCGCGCGCAACCACAAGCGCUACAUGUUCUACUUUGAGCGCUUCAAGAACCACGCAGACAGCAUUCAGAAGGAGAAGGCCAACAGAGCCAAGCUGCUGGCACGCAUUGCCGCGAGCGAGCAUGACGGUGUGCACGCGCGUGACUUCAGCUGGCUGGUGGGAGCCGUGGACCAGCUCCGAACAGCCCGCCGCGUGCUUUGCAACAGCUACGCCUUUGCCUACUUCUUUUUUGGCGGGGCUUUGUUCGCGGAGGACUUCACCCCCCAGCAGAACAAGAUCAACCAGGACCUGUUUGAGGACAACCAGGAGAUGCUGGCGGCAGAGGUGGAACGCCUAUCAGGCCUGGCAGAUCGCGCGGCGGAGGGCCUGUCGCUGGACGCCGACCAGCGGUUCACCACCAUCAACUCCAGCACAAAUGUGCGCACGCGCUGUGCCAACCUCUUUUCCAUGAUAGAGGCAGACCUUCUUGCCAAGGUUUCCACCCUCGGAGCUCACAUUGCAGUACCCCGCUUCUGA